UUAAAUGACGGUCUCAAAAGGGACUAUUUGUGCACUUGGCCGGGAAAUUGGUCCUUUUCCGCAGAAAACUCUUGAAUCAUGGGCGACGCACCUAGUGUGAGCCGCAACCCAAAACUUGGGUCUGGUGGGCCCAACCGAAGGGCGCUGACGUCGAUACAACUGCACGCCGUAUUCCACCUGGCGUAGGUUAAUGAAUGAUUAUUAAAAAUGCUAUAUUACGCACCCCUCCUCAAGACCUAGACACAAAUUUUGGUAAUUUUGACUUUUUUGUCACUCGAGCGCCCUCCAUUGCAGAAUUCAAGUUUCAGGUUCUACUGUUUACCAUAUUUUGUGCUUAACAGAAGCUCAAUGUAGUUACAUUUCAAGAUUCCUUUCUGAAUUUUCAAUUUAGGGUUUUGUAUUUAAGGGUGUUUGUUUGGGUGGUUAAAUUAUUUGAAUAUUCUCUUUGAGUUAUGGUGUGAUGAAGUGUGUGGAUGUACCUGAAUGGCUUAAAGGGUUGCCUUUGGCACCUGAAUUUCGACCUACUGAAACUGAAUUUGCUGACCCGAUUGCGUAUAUAUCCAAAAUUGAGAAGGAAGCUAGUGCUUUUGGUAUAUGUAAGGUGAUUCCACCAUUGCCUAAACCUUCAAAGAAGUAUGUGGUUCAUAACUUGAACAAGUCUCUAUCCAAGUGCCCUGACUUGGGUUUGGAUGAUAAGGGAAAUGUUGAUAGGGCAGUUUUUACGACGCGCCAUCAGGAAUUGGGACAUAGUGAAAAGAAGAAGUUGAAAGGGGCAGUUGGCAGUGUGCCAUUGGGAGCUCAGAAGCAAGUGUGGCAAAGUGGAGAAGUUUAUGCGUUAGAGCAGUUUGAAACCAAGUCCAAGAAUUUUGCCAGGAGUCAAUUGGGCAUGGUUAAGGAUAUUUCUCCGUCGGUUGUGGAGGCAAUGUUUUGGAAAACGGCUUCUGAGGAGCCUAUCUACGUGGAGUAUGCAAAUGAUGUGCCCGGUUCUGCGUUUGGGGAGCCUGACGGACUCUUUAAUUAUUUUCGCAGGAGGAGAAGGGUGCGUAAGAGAAAAAUUCUUGAGAGAGGAAGUUGUGGUUAUAAGAAUGACAAAGUAGGUACUUCGAGUAGUAGCGUGGACAAAGGUCCGUAUCAUAGUGUAGGGACACCAUCCGCUUCUUUAUCAAAAAAAUCCACAAACUCAUCCCCAUCCCCUCUAAGGCCAAAAGGUUGUAGUAAUGCUGGUGAAAUGGAAGGUAGUGCUGGUUGGAAGCUUGCAAACAGUCCUUGGAAUUUGCAAGUAAUUGCACGGUCGCCUGGAUCACUGACUCGCUUCAUGCCAGAUGAUAUCCCUGGUGUUACUUCUCCUAUGGUCUAUAUAGGGAUGUUGUUUAGCUGGUUUGCUUGGCAUGUUGAGGAUCACGAGCUUCACAGUUUGAAUUUUCUUCAUAUGGGAUCCCCUAAGACUUGGUAUGCUGUGCCCGGAGAUUAUGCAUUUAGUUUCGAAGAAGUCAUCCGUUGUCAUGCUUAUGGAGAAAAUACUGAUCGAUUAGCUGCUCUUACGCUAUUGGGCGAGAAGACCACUCUUUUAUCACCUGAAGUUCUGGUAGCAUCAGGCAUCCCCUGCUGCAGGUUGGUACAGAAUCCUGGUGAAUUUGUUGUCACUUUUCCGAGGGCCUACCAUGUAGGUUUCAGCCAUGGCUUCAAUUGUGGCGAGGCUGCCAACUUCGGUACUCCACAGUGGCUUACAGUAGCCAAAGAAGCUGCUGUUCGUCGAGCUGCCAUGAACUAUCUGCCUAUGCUCUCUCAUCAGCAGUUGCUUUAUUUGUUGACAAUGUCUUUUGUUUCAAGUGUACCAAGAUCCCUGCUGCCUGGAGUUCGAAGCUCUCGUCUGAGAGAUCGUCAGAAGGAAGAAAGGGAGCUUCUGGUAAAGAAAGCCUUCGUCGAGGAUAUAGAAAAGGAGAACAACCUUGUAAAAGUUUUACUUCAGAAAAGCUUUUCUGACAACGCAGUGUUGUGGGAUGUAGAUAUGCUGCCAUCUUCAACUAGAGAAUCUGAACUGCACAAGCAUGUUAGUACGGAUGCUUCUAGAGGGAACGAUCAGGCUGAAAAUAACAAUAGUCAUGAUCUAUUAGACCAGAUGAGCUUGUACAUGGAAAAUUACAGUGACUUCUAUGUGGAUGAUGAUGUUUCAUGUGGAUUUGAAAUUGAUUCUGGGACAUUACCCUGUAUAGCUUGCGGGAUUCUUGGUUUUCCAUUUAUGGCUCUGGUGCAACCAUCGGAAAAGUCUGCAAAACACCUUUUUCCUGACGAGUUUCAGAAUAAACAAGAAUCUGGAGUGCUGAAACAUGUGGAGUCAGGUUUCCAUUCAGAUCUUAGGGGCAUGACUGGGGACUAUAAUAGAGUUGACAGAAUUGAAAGAAAUGGAGUGCAUUUCCUUAACCAUGAUGAAGUGUCUUUGUCUGCCCAGCCAAGCAAGUCUGCAGUUUCUCCGCAUGAGGGUCAAACAUCUCAGUCUCAUCAUCUGUCACAUACAAAUAAUGCAGCUCUGACUUCAAAAGUUGACCUUGAGAAGGAAUGUGAUGUUUCUAGAGGUUUUGUAAGACCACGGAUAUUUUGCCUUGAGCACGCAAUUCAGACCGAAGAACUGCUGCAUACUAAAGGUGGGGCAAAUGUUCUUGUGAUCUGCCAUUCAGAUUUCCAAAAAAUAAGAGGACAUGCUGCAAUUGUUGCAGAGGAAAUUGGCACAGCAAUCAAAUAUAAUGAGAUUCCGCUGGCUAAUGCAUCUCAAGGACAUCUUUCGGUGAUUGAUCUUGCAAUCGGGGAUACAGAACAAGACAAAUGUGCUGAAGAUUGGACUUUGAAAUUAAAUAUUAAUUUAAGGCACUGUGUGAAGGUGCAAAGGAAUUGUCCACUUAAGAAAUUAAAACAUGCAUUGAUUUUGGGUGGAUUAUUCUCUGAUACAACUCACAGUUCAGAUUCCUUGAGUCUCAAGUGGCAGUCCAGAAAAGUGCGCUCAAAGAGAAAGUCGAAUAAUUCAACAGAAAGUACAAAGGUUAAAAUAGAUAAGAUAGUUGAUUCAGGAUCUACGGUGGACAUGCAGAAUGCCAGAAAGGGGAAUAUAACAAUCCAGUAUUCCAGGAAAAAAUACAAGCCUAAGGCUUGUGGUUCUGCAGAGGUCACUAGGGUUUUUGUGGAUCCUUUUAAUGUUUCAAAAGAGGAAGUUUCACUUGCAGAUGCAAAAACAUUGGGAAGUACUCUCCUCAGGGAUGAAAAUGCAGGCACUGCUUCUUUAGCGGAAAGGUUUGUUGCUUCGUCUGAUGGGAAACCCCGAUUGCGACAUGAACAUGAGAUGCUUUUAGUAAACAGAGAUCAAAACGGUAAUCUCCUUGCACCACAAGAAGCAGAUUUACUUGUGACCACUUCUUUAAUGGUGGAAUUCGAUGAAGCCCAGACUGAAGUUUGUGCUACUGAGAGGUUCCCCUUGGAGGAUAAAACUUGUGAUACAAAUUCAAAUAGUUGCCAUACAGAGCAUAAGACCACGGCUGCAGAGACUAGUGGAGAAACUGAGAUAGCGCACGUGCCUACUCCAGCAUAUGAAUCCAUGUAUGUGGUUCAAAGCACUGCAUAUAAUGAAAAUUUGGAGGAGAACUGGGAUAUGACAGAAUCUGUCAUCAGAGAUAAGUCUGCUCAUCCGACGGAAGCAGAUUUUAAAAGAGAUCAUCAUAGUGGGGAUGAUAAAGCUAUUAUGACCAGAUCUCCUGUGCCUCUCAACUCCUCAGGAUCUUGCACUGAUGGUCCUUCAAGAAGUUGUGAUGAGCAGAUUGAGGAUCAAGUUUCAGAACAAUUUGGCUCAGGUAGCGAGGUAUCUGAUAGUGAAAUUCCGCACAAAUUUGUGGAGCAAGAAAUCCAAAUUGAUAACUCAGAUCAAGACAUAGCUGUCUCUGACCAUGUCACACCCAUAGAAGAAGCUUCCGCCUCAGCAGGAAGUCUCAAAAUGACGAGAGAGACAUCUAGUACUAAGCACUCACAGAGUGGUGAUGAGAUCUCUGAGCGGCAUAAGAAAGAGUCAAAUGAUGAUACUACUUCUGCAAUAGUAUCAAGGCCGACUGGGAGAAGUGGCAAAAGGAGGCGUGAGCUAGGCCUCCUAACCGAUGAUGGAUGUAGUGUUAGUGGCUUUGUUAAAAGUCCAUGUGAAGGUUUAAGGCCACGGGCUAGGAAAAAUUUACCUGGGGGCAGAGUAGAUACCGAGGAACCUCUUGAGAAGAAACCCAUGGGAAAUAAGGUGACGAGGCCUUUACCUUCCAUCACUCCCAAGGAUAAGAAAGAGCAGAGGAAUGGAACUCAGAAGUGUGACCUGGAAGGCUGCUGGAUGAGUUUCCAGACAAAGGUAGAGCUGCGACUGCACAAACAUAACCGCUGCCCCAUUAAAGGGUGUGGGAAGCAAUUUACCUCCCACAAAUAUGCUCUGGUUCAUCAACGCGUUCAUGAAAAUGAUAGGCCCCUCAAAUGUCCAUGGAAGGGCUGCACCAUGACAUUCAAGUGGGCCUGGGCAAGAACUGAACAUUUGCGCGUGCAUACUGGUGAGCGGCCAUAUAAGUGCAAGGUUGAGGGUUGUGGACUCACUUUUAGGUUUGUAUCAGAUUAUAGUCGGCAUAGACGGAAAACUGGUCAUUAUGUAGACGCGGCCAGUUGACAUUAUUGUUACUUUAAUCAAGUUGGUUAUCUAUUGUACCUAAUACUAGACUGCCAGAGUGCGAUUCUGGGGUUGAAAAGGCAAUCUUAAGAAUCAUGUAAACUAAUGGGCUCUUAUCAUUUUUAGCAUGGGGUAGGAGUACUGUUGUCAUUUUGUAGAGUGCCUGUGUUCAGGAUCAUCUUUCAAUUUAAAUUAAAAUUGCAUGUCAUUCUUUCAAA
Molecule: messenger RNA, 4893 nt
Organism: Lycium ferocissimum
Lineage: Eukaryota; Viridiplantae; Streptophyta; Magnoliopsida; Solanales; Solanaceae
Product: probable lysine-specific demethylase SE14
Exons: 7
Coding region: 461-4675 (1404 amino acids)
Biological process (GO): chromatin remodeling
Cellular component (GO): nucleus
Molecular function (GO): histone H3K4me/H3K4me2/H3K4me3 demethylase activity
Source: RefSeq, a predicted model, not a curated record